Messenger RNA from Angiostrongylus costaricensis, 555 nucleotides. The record is from the annotation of a GenBank genome assembly. NCBI's taxonomy places the organism in Eukaryota, Metazoa, Nematoda, Chromadorea, Rhabditida, Metastrongylidae.
AUGAACAGAUGUUAUCGGUGCGAAAAGCACUCUGGAUGCUCGGAAGAUUUUUAUAAGGAAUGCGUAAAGAAACACUUGGAGAAUCGUCGUUUGGAAGGAAAUGGAGAGCAGCAGGAUACAUUUGAGGAGCAUAUGCAGAAGUACUUAAACGGUGAAUUGGAUGAAAUCCCUGGUAAGCCUCUGCCAGAAAUCAUCGAGACUUUCUACCUCAUAAUAAGUGCAAACUCAUCCACGGCAGAAGAUGAGUGCGAGCCACUGGAUUCUGAUGACGAGGCAGAGUACGGAGAAAGUUCGUUCCCAGACAAAAAUGAACAGUAUUUGGAAAGAGUGGUGACAAGUACUAUCGAUGAUUAUGUACUUGACGAGGAUGAAAUCGAUAGAAGACUACUUUCUACACUUCUAACGAAUAAUGUUCAGAGUUUGGGUAUUGGUGGGGAAGUGGAGCAGUUGAUGGGUGCUUUGAAUGAAGAGGAGCGUGUUGCGUUUGCUCGAUUGGCAGAAGAAGUUCAUCUUGACACGAGCGGCUUGACUGAUAGUUGCUUCAAGAAGUCUUAA